Molecule: messenger RNA, 819 nt
Organism: Funneliformis mosseae
Lineage: Eukaryota; Fungi; Glomeromycota; Glomeromycetes; Glomerales; Glomeraceae
Source: the annotation of a GenBank genome assembly
AUGUCAACAAUUAUUAGAAAUAAAAAGCAAUCGGAGACAGAAACCAUACCAGAACACACAACUUCAACUCUUCCCGGUGAUAAAUUACCAAAGGAAGAAUGUUUAAAACUUUCACUUGAUGAAUUAGCUGUGUUUAAAGAAGCGUUAAAUUAUGUUGUAGUUCGUACAUCCCCGAAUUCAGUUAAUGAUAUCGAAAUACUUUAUCCUAUUAACAUACCAAAAGAAUUUGUUGUUAAUCCAGAAUUGGAAAAGGUAGAAAUUAUUAAAGACGAUAAAAAAGAUGUUGUCAAUCAAAUCGUAAAUAUACCCGAAUUAAGUGGUGAAGAAGAACCAAUUUUACAUGCAAUAUAUUCAAAACAAGUCAUAAGAAACGGCGAUUCUCCAUUGUAUCAUUGUAUACUUAGGCAAGUAUAUAAUGAUUUUAUAAUAGGAGAAGCGAAGCGUAUUUCUUUGGUAGGAGAACCAUUGAUCAUUAUUCACACCCUUCAAAUGGAAACUGAAUUACGUAGAACAGGCACAUUUAGUAAUACCUGGCAUUUUGAUUUUGAAGGGAGAGAUUAUAGGUGGAAACCAACCUUAUUUGGUUCAAAAGAUUCUGAUUUAAUUUGUGAAAUAAUCGAAUAUGAUUUAUCUAGUGUAAUUAAGAGAAAGAAGAAGAAAGAGGUUGUUGCUACUUUGAAGAGGAAACAUGAGGAUUGGAAUAUGAUUGGUGAUUUAUGUAUUUUGACAAAUGCUUGGCGGGAUGUUAGAGAUCAUCGUUCUCUGGAAAUUGUUUUGGUUCUUUGCUGUUUAAUCAUGUUAGAUAUCAUUGAAUCCUAA